Nicotiana tabacum (common tobacco) is the source of this 2649-nucleotide messenger RNA. The record is from RefSeq and is a predicted model, not a curated record. NCBI's taxonomy places the organism in Eukaryota, Viridiplantae, Streptophyta, Magnoliopsida, Solanales, Solanaceae.
UAAAAUCGCCCCCUACUCUCUUCUCUCUCUCACCCUCUCUUAAAGCCGUCGCCGCUCCACCACUACCACCACCAUGCGCCGCCACCGGUGGUGGUCCAAUAGGCCCCAUGUUUUCAUCCUAUGCCCUCCUUAACCCCCUCUUUCUGAAUCUCCAAGCUAAAUUCCUUAAAAACCCCUCAAAACCCACGAAUUUUAGAUCUAGGAAACCCUAGCCGCCACCUUUUUGACCAAAUUCGUGAAACUCCGGCCACCACUACCCUACAAUACCAAUAUCAACGGAUAGGGUUCUUUAAGACCUACCUAUUGAUGUCAAUUUCACCUCGAAAAUCCGGCGAUGAAGAUCCGGCGACCUCCCCACUACCGAUCCACCGCCGUCGCUGCCACCCCUCAACCACCACUGCCUCUUGCCUCUCGUUUCUCCUUUCAAACCGGCCUCGAGCAAGGUUGUGUUGUUGAUAUCAUUGAAAUAGGACUCAGAUUCGCCGGAGUUCUUGGUUUCGAUGAAUAUCAACAAUCGAAGCUUGCUCGAACCGAGCAACUGCCAAUUCUGUCGUGCUACCGCUACUGCCCGAAUGUUUGAAGUUGGGUAAGAUAUGAAUUCAGUAAGUGGAAGACCCAAUAAAAAUCCAAAAGAUGAUGAGCCCUUGCAGAUUUGGCUCAUACAUAAAACACCCCGGUUGCAAAGGCAAUGGUGGAAAAAUAUGGGCAUUUGUGAGUAGAAAAAGAUAAAGGAUCAUCUGGGUCACUUUGUGAAUAUUAUGGAGAUAAAUCCAAAGAGGGACUUAAUCGAGGCAUUGGUGCAUUUCUGGGAUCCUAUUAACAACGUAUUCCAUUUUAAUGGUUUCAAAAUGACUCCCACUUUGGAGGAGUAAGAUGGAUACACAAGGUUAGGUGAUGAGCUUUGGAAGAAGAGACCCUUGGCCCCAAGGGAUGUAACUGGCAGUAAGUUCCUUGAGCAGACGACAAUCAGCCAAAAUAAAAUAGCACUGUGGAACGAGGGCACGUUUGAUUGGAUUUCUUGUACGACAGGUAUGGAUGUCCAGGUGGAUUUCAAAGCAUGGAAAGAGCUUGAUACUAAAGUUGGAUAUAAAGCUUGGCAAAACCAUGGCGGAAAGCAUUCCUAGUGGCAUUUCUAGGGACAAUGGUUUUCCCGAGGCAUGAUAAAAAUGUUGAUAUUCGAUUAUUUGGCAUAGUCACCACUUUAUUACAUGGAAAGGACGUCACUAUCAUUCCAAUGAUAUUGUGCGAUAUUUACCGUGCCUUGACCAAGUGUCGGGAAGGAAAUGAUUUCUUUGAGGGCUGUAACAUCAUACUCCAAAUAUGUUUUUAGAGCACCUUCUCAGUCAUCCCGCACGGGUAAAUUUUAGAGUUCAUAGGAGCAACAAUGAGCUUGGAGAUGGGUUUGAAGAUUUGACUGAAAAUAGUAGUUUCCCCAGGGGAGUCAAAGCAUGGAGAGGGCAUCUUCAAAAGUUGACCGCUACUAAAAUCACAUGGAACUACCACUGGUUCUCACCAAAAGAAGUCAUAUACAAGUCUUACCACCAUUCAUUUCUGAUUUUGCUGGGUCUUCGGGGUUUUCAACCAUAUGUGCCUAUGAGAGCCCUACGCCAGUUAGGUCGAAAACAGGUAGUGCCCAUAGUGAAGCACAUGCAAAGAUUCACGUGGGAGGUAACAUCAGAAGAUCAUGUUCGUGAGGCAUAUGCUCAGCAGGUUUGGGAUGAAAUUAAGGUGCUUGAAUUUCACAUUAUGGUAGAAGAUCAGGAUCGAGGAGAGUUAGACCCGGCAUAUUUCGAGUGGUUCUGUGACCAAGAUGAUUUUGGAUCUAGGAAGGAGACAGUUCUGAAGAGCAUGACGGAAUGGGAGACUGAAAUCAGAACAAGAGUAGGGCAGGUUAAGGAAGAAAUAACAAGAGACUGUGAAUCCAUCAUCCGGGCUCUACGUAGGGAUAUAAGUAUCACCAAUGUGAAUAGGGAUUUGCAGUGCUUUGAGUUUAAAGAGGAGAAAAUCAGAUUGACAUAUGAAGUUCAAAUGCUCAAGCACAACUUCAGCAAGCGAUAAUAAGGGCUGCUGCUCAGCAGCAUACAACCAUUCCAAAGCACGAAGAAAUGCAUUACAGCCUUAUCAUCCAUGAUCUAAGGGCUCGGGCCAGGGCAGCAGAAUCAGGUAAGAACCAGAUAGAGAAUGAGCUAGAAAAGGUCCAGAACCAGUUGAAUCUAGCGUUACAACGUGAGGCGGAUAUAUCUGACAUAGCCAAUAACCAUGAGCGACAGAUCCAAUUUUUAAGUCAUAGCCAGGAGCAUGUUACUUGUCAAGGUUUGACUCAAGAGCAAUUUGCUAUGCAUGCGCCCAACUUCGCACGCCACAUUGCCACAGACCUGAAGCGCAUAUACCGUGAUAUGGGAGGUCAACCGCAGGAAUAAGCACCUUGACUACAAUGAUGCUGCUGGAGUCUCCUACAAAGAUCAGAGUCUUCUUUUAGCUGGCAGUCCACUUUGAUUGUUCAUUUGUAGUCAUCGAGUCUGUAAGAGUCUUUUGGUAUUUUGAGUUUUUUUGUUUUGCCUUUUAUUUUUAUUUUAUUUAAAAAAGAGGUCUAUUUAAGUCGACUUCGGACUUAUUUAAAUCUUGUCCUUUUAGGUUGUAUCUUUAUGU